AUGAUUGCCUCGCAUCUGCUCGCCUACUUCUUCUCGGAGCUCAACCACGACCAAGUGCAGAAGGUUGACCAGCAUCUCUACCACAUGCGCCUCUCUGAUGAGACCCUUUCGGAGAUUUCUAAGCGGUUCCGCAAGGAGAUGGAGAAAGGGCUUGGAGCCACCACCCACCCCACUGCAGCAGUGAAGAUGCUGCCCACCGUUGUGAGGUCCACUGCAGACGGGACAGAACACGGAGAGUUCCUGGCUCUGGACCUUGGAGGGACCAACUUCCGUGUGCUUUGGGUGAAAGUAACCGACAAUGGGCUCCAGAAGGAGGAGAUGGAGAACCAGAUCUGUGCCAUCCCCGAGGGCGUCAUGCGAGGCAGGGGCACCCAGCUGUUUGACCACAUUGACAAAUGCCUGGCUAACUUCAUGGAUAAGCUACAAAUCAAAGACAGGAAGCUCCCAUUGGGUUUUACCUUCUCGUUCCCUUGCCACCAGACUAAACUAGACGAGAGUUUCCUGGUCUCAUGGACCAAGGGCUUCAAGUCCAGUGGAGCGGAAGGCAGAGACCUUGUGGCUCUGAUCCGGAAGGCCAUCCAGCGGAGAGGGGACUUUGAUAUCGACAUUGUGGCUGUGGUGAAUGACACGGUUGGGACCAUGAUGACCUGUGGUUAUGAUGACCACAACUGUGAGAUUGGUCUUAUUGUGGGCACGGGCAGCAACGCCUGCUACAUGGAAGAGAUGCGCCACAUCGACAUGGUGGAGGGUGAUGAGGAGCACAUAUGUAUCAACAUGGAGUGGGGGACCUUCGGGGACGAUGGCUUGCUCAACGACAUUCGCACUGAGUUUGACCAGGAGAUUGACAUGGGCUCACUGAACCCUGGGAAGCAACUGUUUGAGAAGAUGAUCAGUGGGAUGUACAUGGGGGAGCUGGUGAGGCUUAUCUUGGAGAAGAUGGCCAAGCAGAAGCUGCUCUUUGAGGGGAAGCUCAGCCCAGAGCUCCUCAAAACGGGUGGCUUUGAGACCAAAGACAUCUCAGACAUCGAAGGGGAGAAGGAUGGCAUCCAGAAGGCCCGUGAGGUCCUGAGGCUGUUGGGCUUGGAUCCAGCGCAGGAGGACCGCGUGGCCACUCACCAGAUCUGUCAGAUCGCGUCCACACGCUCGGCCAGCUUGUGUGCAGCCACCCUGGCCGCCGUGCUGCAGCGCAUCAAGGAGAACAAGGGCGAGGAGCGGCUGUGCUCCACCGUUGGGGUUGACAGCUUCGUCUACAAGAAACACCCCCAUUUUGACAAGUGUCUACACAAGACCGUGCGGUGGCUGGUGCCCGACUGUGAUGUCUGCUUCCUCUGCUCUGAGGAUGGUAGUGGCAAAGGUGCAGCUGUGGAUGGCGGUGGCGUGACGGCGGUGGCUUACCGGCUGGCGGAUCAACACCAUGCUGGCCAGAAGACACUAGAGCCUCUGAGGUUGGGUGUAAUUAGGUGA
Messenger RNA from Saimiri boliviensis boliviensis (Bolivian squirrel monkey), 1464 nucleotides. NCBI's taxonomy places the organism in Eukaryota, Metazoa, Chordata, Mammalia, Primates, Cebidae. The record is from RefSeq and is a predicted model, not a curated record.